This is a messenger RNA of Mytilinidion resinicola, 3617 nucleotides long. RefSeq lists its product as uncharacterized. The coding region runs from base 118 to 3414 and encodes 1098 amino acids. The transcript is spliced from 4 exons. Gene Ontology annotation, molecular function: translation initiation factor activity; mRNA binding. Lineage: Eukaryota; Fungi; Ascomycota; Dothideomycetes; Mytilinidiales; Mytilinidiaceae. Gene Ontology annotation, cellular component: multi-eIF complex; eukaryotic translation initiation factor 3 complex, eIF3e; eukaryotic translation initiation factor 3 complex, eIF3m. The record is from RefSeq and is a predicted model, not a curated record. Gene Ontology annotation, biological process: translation reinitiation; formation of cytoplasmic translation initiation complex.
CCUCAUCAUCGCCGCCACGCCCGCACGCCCGCACGCCGCUCCACACCCGCCACCACCCCGCUGCUUCCGCCUUCUGCACCCUGAGCAGACGGGCGCUUGCGCUCUCCUCCCGCAGUCAUGGCGCCCCCGCCGGGCUCGAAGCCCGAGAAUACCUUCAAACGUGCACAAGAACUCAUCGGCGUCGGCCAGAGUUCAGCGGCCUUGUCGCUGCUCCACGAGCAUGUCGUCUCCAAGCGGACUCGCAGCAGCCCUAUCGCCGCUCUCGAGCCGGUGAUGUUGCUGUUCGUCGAGCUCUGCGUCAACCUCCGGAAGGGCAAGCUCGCAAAGGAUGGCCUGUACCAAUACAAGAACACAGCGCAGAACACGAAUGUCGGGACUAUCGAGCUCGUUUUCAAAAAAUUCAUCUCGCUGGCUGAGGCAAAAGUCACCGAGGCCCAGGCCAAGGCCGAUGAGAUCCAGUCCACCCUGGAGCCCAGCGAUGCCCAGAAUGUCGACGACCUGGAAGCCUCAGAAACCCCCGAAUCCAUCCUUCUGUCCACCGUGUCGGGCGAGCAAUCUCGAGACCGUACCGACCGCGCUAUCGUGACGCCAUGGCUCAAAUUCCUAUGGGAGACAUAUCGCACUGUGCUGGACAUCUUCAAGAACAACGCUCGGCUGGAGAUCAUGUACCAGACCACCGCUCACCAGGCAUUCCAGUUCUGCUCCAAGUACGCGCGCAAGACCGAGUUCCGCCGUCUGUGUGAGCUGCUCCGGAACCAUCUCCAGAAUGCGGCCAAGUUCUCGUCGCAGAUGCACGCCAUCAACCUCAGCGACCCAGAUACCCUCCAGCGCCAUCUCGACACUCGCUUCCAGCAGCUCAACGUGGCAGUCGAGCUUGAGCUCUGGCAAGAGGCUUUCCGAAGUGUUGAAGACAUUCAUACACUCCUCAACCUCAGCAAGCGGCCGGCGAAGAACAUCAUGAUGGCCAAUUACUUCGAGAAGCUGACCCGGAUUUUCCUCGUCAGCGAGAACUACCUCUUCCAUGCCGCUGCGUGGAGCAGGUACUACAACCUGCUGCGCCAGUCUGCGGCGGCUGUAGCCUCUGGACAAAGCCUGAAGAAGGACAAUCCUUCCGUUACCGAGGCCGACAUGACGAAAGCCGCCUCGUAUGUUCUGCUUUCUGCCCUGUCCAUCCCAGUCAUCAGCACCUCCCGGUCUCGCGGCGCUCUAGUCGACGUGGAUGAAGCUAGGAAGAACAAGAACUCGCGUCUCACCAACUUACUUGGCAUGUCGCAAGCGCCUACCCGUGCCAUCUUGUUCAAAGACGCCCUCAGCAAGGGUCUGUUGAGUAGAGCUCGGGAGGAAAUUCGGGAGCUGUACAACAUCCUCGAGGUUGACUUCCAUCCCCUCUCCAUCUGCAAGAAGAUUUCCCCCAUCCUUGCCAAGAUUGGAGCCGAUGAGGAGAUGAAGAAGUAUGUCGGCCCUCUUCAGCAAGUCAUUCUUACCCGCUUGUUCCAGCAACUUUCGCAAGUCUACGACUCAGUGCAGAUCCAAUUCGUUCUUGAUCUCGCCCAAUUCCCAGAUCCAUUCCAGGUCACUACUGGCGUGAUCGAAAAAUUCAUCAUGAACGGCUGCAAGAAGGGUGACCUGGCUAUUCGCGUCGACCACGCCGCUGGCAUUCUCACCUUCGACUCAGAUGUCUUCUCCUCCGCAAAAGCCAUGCAUCCCGGAACUAGCGCUGGUUCCGCCGAGAGCGACAAGAGCUCUGUGCAACGCCUUCAAAGCACGCCCGCUGAGAUCGUUCGCUCCCAGCUCACCCGUCUGGCGAAAGCCCUCUAUGUCACCUGCCAAUAUGUCGAUCCCGCCUUCAACGAGGAGCGUAUCAAGGCUAAGGAAGCCGCCCUCCUCCGAACUGCCGAGGGCGCUGAACACGAGCACCAGGAAACUUUGGCCCGCCGCGACAUUAUUCAUCGCAAGAAAGAAGCGGCGUCAAACGCCCUCGCGGCAAAGGAAAAAGAGGAAGCCACUCGCAAGCGCAUCCGCGCCCAGCAAGUCCUCGAGGCCGAGACGAAUCGUCUUGCUGAAGAACAGCGCGAGCGUGAGAAGAAGAGGCUACAGGCGGAACAGGCACGGGUACAGCGCGCGGAAAUUGAAAAGCAACUCGAUGAGCUCAAGAAGGGCACUAAGGUUGACAUCGACAUCCCCACCGAUAUCUCUGAGCUCGACUCCACUCGCAUCCGCGCUAUGAAACUCGCUGCGCUAGAGAAGGAAAAGAACAUUCUCGGCGAACAGCUUCGUAUUGCAGGCAAGCGUAUUGACCAUCUGGAGCGCGCGUAUCGACGUGAAGAAGUCAAGCAUCUGCAAAAAGACUACGAUGAGCAGAAGAAACGCGACGAGGCUGCAUAUGAGAAAGCCAAGGCCGAAGAGCUUAGGGAGUCUGAGCAAAAGCACAGGGAGGACGUCGCGCUCAAACAUCGUCUUUCACGUCUUGUGCCUGUAUACCAGACAUUCAUAAACGACGUACGCGAGCAGAGGAAAACCGAGUUCGAGAAGCGUAGGAAGGCUGCCGAGAAAGAGCUCCAGGCUAAGAUGGCUGCACGUGUCAAGGAAGUCAAAGAGACACGAGCAAGAGAGAAGAAGGCGAGGGAAGAACAGGAGAGGUUGGAGAGGGAGGCCGAGGAAAAAGAACGAGCAGAGGCAGAGGCGGCGGCAGCAGCAGAGGAAGAGAGACGACAACGGAUGGCCGAGGAGAAGGCUAAGAGAGACGAGCAGAGAAAGCAUCUCGACGCGCAAGCAGCUCUCCAACGUCAACGCGAGGAGGAAGCAGAAGCCAAACUCUUGGCCAAGAAGAAAGGGUUGGCUCCCGAACGCCCCAUUUCACGCGAUCUACCCUCCGACCGGGCACCACCUGCCAUUGGCUCAUCUGGUCGGCCGCCAUUGGUGCUGUCAGGUAACAAGCCUUCCUGGCGAGAACGUGAGGCUGCGAAAGCAUCCUCAUCUCAGUCUCCGGCUCCCGCCGACUCAGAAGCAGCAGCGCCACCACCAGCGAGGCGGCCCGGUGCCUUCGUGCCACCUGCCCUUCGCGGUGGCGAGGACCGCAGCCCCGCCCCGCCUGGCGCACCAGGUGGUGGCUGGCGUCCUCGAGAAGGUAGCGGUCGCGGCCGCGAGCCGCGAGAUGAGUCUCCCGCCGUUGGAGGCCGCUACGAGUCGCCAGCAGCAGGCAGUCGCUUCGCAGCGAGAGGCAGUCUCCGGGACAGCGGCGAUCGGAAUCGGACACAGAGCCCUACAAUCGCUGGCAAAUUCAUGCCUCCAGCACUUCGCGGCCGACAGGAGGGUCGGGAAGCUGAGGAACCUAGGGAAGCUCCUCUGCCGCCACCACAGGCUUCGAGCGAUGGAAAGUACAGGCCAGGCAUGUUCAAGCGGACACAAGGUUAAAAAUGAUGAAAGUUCUCUCUUUUUCUUAUACUCUCUCAGGGCCGGGGCAACAGUGGAUUGGAGUCCUCAUUGUUGAAAUCUUUUUCCCCUUUUUGUCUCUGUCUGUUGACCACCCCUCUGGCUGGACUUUAUUAGUGUCCGCUGUGCUGCUAGUUUCCUUUUGGUAAUUCCAUAACAUAAAAUAUCGAUCACUAGCCCCCCCU